UUGUGUGUGUGUGUGUGUGUGUGUGUGUGUGUGUGUGUGUGUGUGUCAGGGUCUUGCUGGGUCACCCAGACUGGAGUGCAGUGGCGUGAUCUCGGCUCACUGCAGCCUCAACCUCCUAGGCUCAAGUGAUCUUCCUGCCCCAGCCUCCUGAGUAGCUGAGACUACAGGCACGUGCCACCACACCUGGCUAAUUUUUGUAUUGUUUGUAGAGACGGGGGUCUCACUAUGUUGCCCAGGUUGGUCUUGAACUCCUGGACUCUCCUGCCUUGGCCUCCCAAAGUGAUGGGAUUACAGGCAUGAGCCAGGGCGCAAGUGUUUCAAAGGCUUUGUUCAAAGAUAAAAAAGAUAAAAUCUCUCUCCAGUUUCUGAACAGACAAACCAGAAUCCAGUGUGAUUAAACGGAAGAAAGGCAAAGAAGAGAACUUUUUAUGGGCACUUAGUUUAUUUUAUUAGGAAAUUUGGACAAGGUUACAUGAUAACUAAGAACACAAAAGCAAAAAACAAAGAAGCAUCGCAUGCCGAUGGGAAGAGUGGAACUAAGACGGAGCUGCAUAGGCGUGAGUACGUCCGUCAGACCAAACACGAGGAGUUGUGAUUUCAUUUUCCUGAGGUCAGUUACUUGGACAGUUACACAGGUGCUGCGCUGCUCUCAUAUUUUUCCAUGAGAUGGUUCCUAUUAGUUUGGUAGCUUUUCAGAUGGAAAGACAUGAAACACCAAACAAACACAGCAACAGAGUUCAAGACCAUAGAGGAGGGAGAGACCAGACAGGAUGGGAAGGAUGGGAGUCUUACCUACAGGACAGAUACCUGCAGCCCCUGCCCAGAGGCACGUGCCCUGCCUAGCAGCAGCAUUGCUUCUGGCAGCAGCACUUCUGCUGGCAACAGCCCUUCUGCUGGCAACAGCCCUUCCCACAGCCGCAGCCACACGAGCUGCAGGUGCGGCGGCAGCAGCAGAUCACGGGUGUGCUACAGCAGCCCCCACAGCAGCCGCGGCAGCAGGGGCAGCAGCUGGAGCAGCAGCCCACCCGGUAGCACCUGUAGGUGGUGCAGCUGCCACAGCCACCACCACAGCCAACACAGCCACCACCGCAGCCACCGCAGCCACCACAGCCACCACCGCAGCCACCACUGCAGCCACCACAACUUCCACAACCACAGCAACCCAUGGUGUCAGUAGAGAGGACUCAGGAGAAGUGAGGAGGGAGGACUCAGGAGAGGUGAGGAGGUCUGAUGCCUCCUUCUGCUCGGGGGAGGCCCUUAUGUAUCAUCUCAGGAAAAGGAAGAGGGAGUGACCCAGGACACAUGACCAGUGGUCACUUCCUUGUUGCUGCUGCAGUUUCCAUGAUAAGGUUAUCUAGGAUUAUUCUUUGUUUACAUCCUUAUGGGCUAUAUUUGACCCAAAACGUUUGCUCAUUUUCACUUGUCUCUGUUAAAACCAGAUGAAAAGCAAGCCAAGAGAUGCUAACAUUUAGGAGAGGAUCUUCAUUUUCUCAGAAACCAGUUGAAUCCUUGAGACUUCGGGUUAAGCCGGAACCCAAGGUUGCUGCCAGCUGCUUUUCCAUCUCUCUGCAAUGGCUUCUCUCCAGGAAAUCACCCCGGUUUCUUGGAAACUCCCGAGAUGCAAAAGAGUAAAUAAGAGCAUCCAAAUAAAACAUGUCGUUUUUGCAAAAGUGCUCACUUCCCAGCUAUAUUUCUGAGGGGAUCUUUGUAGUAAAUGACUUUUUUCUUUUUUGUUUUCCUCACAAUUUUCUAUGAUAAGGCUUGAAGCAACACUCCCUUCUCUUCUCGCUCUGUCCUCCCUCCCGGAUUGUUCACAUUCACACCCACGGUGUAGAUUUCCACAUGUGUAUUCCCUGGUUAGUUUCUCCAUGGAGAGCCUCCAGCUCAGACUCUCCUGCAGACUACAAAAUCCAUCAGUAGCCACUCCCCAUUCCAUCUUCUCCCCUUGGGGUUUCAGAGACAUCUCCAGUGUCACAUGCUCCAGACUCAAGUCAUAAUUCUCCCUGCCUGAUCACCAACUAUCCACCAGAAAAAAAAAACUGCGUUUUUCCUGCACUGCUCCAUAUCCAUCAAGGUACGAAUCCAUGUUAAAAAUUAUCUUUGAAUCUUUCUUUUCUCUUAAUUCCAUUUCUAGUCUUUCACCAAAUUCUGUUGCUUCUGCCUCAUUAAUAACUUCAAACCUAUUCAAGUAUCUGUAGCUCCACUGUCCCCACGAUCCCAGUUCAAGCAACUCCCUGACAAGUUGAAAAUGCUCUGUUUACUCCAAAUACCACAGGGACAGCUUGCAGUCAUUAAUAAACAACUCUAAUCAGCCAUAGGGACGUGGCAGCACUUUCUCUUGCUCAAAUUUCUGAAGAACAAUUUUACCAAGUCGAGAAAACAGGCUUUGGGCAGCGAGCCUGUUACAAAAUGAAUUGGAGGAUGAUCUCGUCUGCAGCAGAGAUGCUGGCUGCUGGCUGCUGAGCACUGACUGAUUGCCAGAAGCCUCUACCUCAGCACGCAUGGAGAAGACCCUACUUGCACUCGUAUUUUUCUUGCCUUUUUUACAGACUUUUUGUUGGUCACAAACUCUCAUGAAGUUUGUGAUCCACAAACCGUGUCCACAGACACAGGCUUCUCCUUGGAGCCAUAAACUCCUUUCCUUCCCAUGCUGGGCCUUCAUUCAGCUCAGCAAGCUUCUCUGACCUCUGGACCAUGCGUCCCUCGAUGUUCCCACUCUGUGCUCUCUAAAUAGCCCAAAAGCUUAUUCUCUAGGGAGCCCAGGCCAGGCUGUUUAGCACAGACUUGUUUCUGUUAGUCAUCAAUUGACAUCACCUAAUCAAGGACAAAAAUGAAUUCCUGGUGGGGCACAGUGGCUCAC
This is a messenger RNA of Macaca mulatta (Rhesus monkey), 2860 nucleotides long. NCBI's taxonomy places the organism in Eukaryota, Metazoa, Chordata, Mammalia, Primates, Cercopithecidae. The record is from RefSeq and is a predicted model, not a curated record.